AUGGGCCAAGGCCAAGCUGACCUGGCUCUUCAAACUUUAAAGGAAUGUGCACGCAAUGGAGAAUGGCUGUGUUUAAAGAACCUGCAUCUUGUUACAUCUUGGCUUCCUGUAUUGGAAAAGGAACUGAAUACAUUACAGCCUCAACCAAACUUUCGCCUUUGGCUUACUACUGAAGUUCAUCCAAAAUUUACUCCAAUUUUGCUUCAAUCAAGCCUGAAAAUAACUUACGAAGCACCUCCAGGCCUCAAAAAGAAUCUGUUGCGAACCUAUGAAUCUUGGACACCAGAGCAAAUUAAUAAAGAAGGAAAUUUGUCUCGAGCACAUUCUCUCUUUUCUUUAGCAUGGUUUCAUGCUGUAUGCCAAGAAAGAAGAAAUUAUAUUCCUCAGGGUUGGACCAAGUUUUAUGAAUUUUCUUUAUCUGAUCUCCGUGCUGGUUUUGACAUUAUUGAUAGACUCUUUGAGGGUUCCAAAGAUUUUCAGUGGGAAUUUGUGCAUGGCUUGUUUGAAAAUGCAAUUUAUGGAGGCCGUGUAGAUAAUUACUUCGAUAUGAGAGUUCUUCGGUCCUACUUGGAGCAGCUUUUCAAUUCACGAGUCAUUGGCAGUUUAAAUGCAAGAGGCAGGAAGAUGACUAGUUUCCCAUAUUCGAUCUCUUUACCGAAUUCCUGCAGUAUUUUGGAUUAUCGUAAUAUUAUUGAAAGCCUUCCAGAAGAUGAUAAGCCUGACUUUUUUGGCCUGCCUGCUAAUAUUGCUCGUUCAUCACAACGUAUGAUCAGUUCCCAGGUCAUUUCACAGCUUCGGAUCCUGAGCCGGUCAAUAACUGCUGGCUGCAAAUUUGACAGAGAAAUAUGGUCUACUGAACUUUCUCCUGUUCUCAACCUAUGGAAGAAACUUAAUCAGAAUUCUAACCUCAUUCAUCAAAAGGUUUCUCCUCCUGUGGAGCAACAAGGAUCUCCAAUUUUGUCAUUCAUUACUCUGGAACAAUUCAGUGCCAUUCGCCUUGUGCAGAGUGUCCAUCAGUCACUUGCUUCUUUAAGUAAGGUCAUCAGAGGUACCUCAUUACUGAGUUCUGAAGUACAAAGACUAGCAAGUGCACUGCUAAAUCAGAAGUGUCCUGUCACAUGGCAAAGCAAGUGGGAAGGUCCAGAAGAUCCUUUACAGUAUCUUAGAAGUCUUGUAGCUCGAGCACUUGCUAUACAGAAUUGGUUAGAAAAAGCAGAGAAAGAGAAACUACUGUCAGACACUCUUGACCUUUCAGACCUAUUUCAUCCAGACACAUUUCUCAACGCCUUACGCCAGGAGACUGCAAGAGUAAUGAGCUGUUCAGUGGACAGCCUUAAAUUUACAGCAUCGUGGAAAGGGCGAAUACAGGAAGGCAAAAUCCAAGUUAAGAUCACUGGCUUACAACUGGAAGGUUGCAGUUUUGAUGGAAAUCGACUUUCAGAAAAUCUGCAUGAUUCUCCCAGUGUGUCAUCUGUUCUCCCUUGCUACAUGGCCUGGAUUCCACAGGAUGCAUAUGGCCCAUAUUCUCCAGAGGAAUGCAUAUCUUUACCAGUCUACACUAGCGCGGAGAGAGACCGUGUGGUGACAAAUAUUGAUGUACCUUGUGGAGGAAACCAAGACCAGUGGAUUCAAUGUGGCGCUGCUUUAUUUUUAAAAAAUCAGUAA
Phaethon lepturus (White-tailed tropicbird) is the source of this 1665-nucleotide messenger RNA. RefSeq names its product cytoplasmic dynein 2 heavy chain 1-like. Lineage: Eukaryota; Metazoa; Chordata; Aves; Phaethontiformes; Phaethontidae. Gene Ontology annotation, biological process: microtubule-based movement. The transcript has 13 exons. The record is from RefSeq and is a predicted model, not a curated record. Bases 1 to 1665 code for a protein of 554 amino acids. Gene Ontology annotation, cellular component: dynein complex. Gene Ontology annotation, molecular function: dynein light intermediate chain binding; minus-end-directed microtubule motor activity; dynein intermediate chain binding.